CCACACCGUACCGCUUUCCGGCGUCGAUCUUCUUCCAAGGAGCACACAAGCAUACCGCACCCUGCAGCCCGCAACGCGCGCGCCGCCCGGUCAACCUCGGCGACCGCUCCGCGCUCCCCCACGUUCUCCCUCCCUCCCCACUACUCCCACUACGCCAGCCUGCACCUGACGCCCCAGCCUUUCGCCUACAUAGCCGCCCUGCCACUCUCCUGGCGACGUGCCGCCCCGUCUCUGCUUCUUGUUUCCACGUAGGAGUUCGGAGCGAUCGCCAUGGGGCUUCAACUCGAGGAGUACCGCGGCGACGACGACGCGCGCCGGGACGGAGGCGAGAAGGAGGAGCCCGCAGCAGCAGGGUACCGGACCCCAAGGCGCGCCGCGCGGGACAUUGGGGCGGGGACGGUCGGGGCGUGCCCGCCCGCGCCGAGGAAGCGGAGGACGACGGUGGCGGCGGCGCCGUCGGUCGUCGCGCGGCGGAGGGAGUUCUACGCCGGGGCCGACCUGGAGGCCUUCUUUGCAGCACACGACCUCUAGAGAAAUCUCACUUAUAGAGUUCACUGGAUGCAGCAGAGUUCGUGGUGCUCUUGCUGCAAUGCAUACGCUGGUGUAAAUCCCUAUCAUGUAUAGCUAGCUGUUUAUUUAGUAGUACGUCUAGCAUAUGGUUUUGAGUUCUUGUGUUUAGCCGAAUGCCACAAUGCUAAGAUCGUUCGUACGUUUUCUUCA
Molecule: messenger RNA, 720 nt
Organism: Triticum aestivum (bread wheat)
Lineage: Eukaryota; Viridiplantae; Streptophyta; Magnoliopsida; Poales; Poaceae
Exons: 1
Coding region: 271-531 (86 amino acids)
Source: RefSeq, a predicted model, not a curated record